Molecule: messenger RNA, 1240 nt
Organism: Chaetomium strumarium
Lineage: Eukaryota; Fungi; Ascomycota; Sordariomycetes; Sordariales; Chaetomiaceae
Exons: 1
Coding region: 218-1123 (301 amino acids)
Source: RefSeq, a predicted model, not a curated record
GGGGUGAUUAUGCAAUUACGCAGUAAGUUAAGCCCCACACGAGAGUUAGCGGGGCGAGCCCGUGGUGCGGUUCGGUCCGUGGAGGGUGCCCUGCUCGAUUGGGAUAAAGCAGGGGUAGUCCAAACUGGACAUCUAGUGUACUGAGAAAGACCUCCGUACCCGAAACUCCUCACCCAAAGAACCUCCUUCAACUUGAACAAGAACAACAACCUACAACAUGAUGGACACUCAAGCACACCGCGUUUUCCUGUCCCCGGCCCUGCCGUCCGACCUCCUGCAGUUCAUCAUCAACCACUGCAGCUAUCCCACCACCCUCAUAAUCUGUGCCGGCCGUUCAGAGUUCCUGGCCUCCCUCAUACAAGACCUCUCACAACACCAGCAACAGUACCAGAACUUACAACAACACCCUUCAACCGAACCACCACCACCACCACCACCCCACGACACCGCCGUGCAGCAAGGAUCGACCUCUACUGCAGCCAAUCCGCCACCGCAACUCCAACAACUGGAACACAAACCGCACCCCCUCCUGACCUGUCCGCUCUCCCAGCUAACGGUGACGCGGCACGUCCGCACAGUUUUCAUCCCAACCGUGUCCCACCUUCGCGCCUUCCUCUCCGUAUUUUCUUCCAAGGGAGACGUCCCAGCACCGCCACCCCAACCAGGACCGGGAAAGGGAAAUGUGAAGGUGAAGCCAAGGGAGAGGGAGAGGGAGAAGGAGACAGGUGACGGACGGCGUCUUCCGCUGCUGGUGGUGUACGACUUCCUCUCGCUCCACCGCGACACGAGCGAGUGGAGCGUGCAGGGUCUGGGGACAAGUGCGGCGGUGCUGGUUGAGGCGGGGAGGAGGGCCGGGUUGGGCGUUCUUGUUGUUGAGGGAGCACGUGUUGUUGGCUCAGGGCAAGGGGCCGCUGGCGAAGAGCGUCGGGGAAUGGGAGGGCUGCUGGAGGAGGGGGUGCCUGUCCUGAGCGGGAGUGCGAGGCGGACUGGGGGUGAUCUGCAGGGCACCGGGUGGGCGGGUAAGACGGUGGAUGUUGGGCGGGUUCUGCGUCGUUGGUUCCAAUUUCGGACGGGACCGUGGAGCGCUGGGGAAGGUCACGCUGGAGGUAGCGGCGGUGGUUGAUGGGCAUGUGUGAAUUUCCGUUGCGUUAUGAGGUCUAUUUUUCAUCGUCGACAUUCGUGUCAGUAUUCCGUACAACCCAGUAUGAACAAAUGCUUGCAGCCCAACCCCGACACCGAC